Messenger RNA from Myotis lucifugus (little brown bat), 5484 nucleotides. RefSeq names its product ETS variant 3 (gene ETV3). Gene Ontology annotation, biological process: regulation of transcription by RNA polymerase II; cell differentiation. NCBI's taxonomy places the organism in Eukaryota, Metazoa, Chordata, Mammalia, Chiroptera, Vespertilionidae. The transcript has 6 exons. Gene Ontology annotation, molecular function: sequence-specific DNA binding; DNA-binding transcription factor activity, RNA polymerase II-specific. Bases 338 to 1870 code for a protein of 510 amino acids. Gene Ontology annotation, cellular component: nucleus. The record is from RefSeq and is a predicted model, not a curated record.
GCCGGGGAGACCCCCCGGGGAGGGCGCCCCCUUCCUCCCCGCCCUGUCUGCUGAGGAUGGAAGUGACGACAGCAGCCGGAGAGGUCACUUCCUGCUGGGGUGGAUGAGGAGGAUCCGGCGACACCGCGGAGGAGACCGGACCGAAGACGGACCUUGCCGGGGAGAGACUGAAACUUGCCGGUUUUCUUAAUGUGUAUGGCGAGGGGGGGAGAAUUCAAAGGAUCUAGAGGAAUCCUGGGUUGGAUGAAAUUUCCAAGACUGGGAAUUGGUCCCCACUCCACUCUGAGGCCAUGGAGGCACCUCCAUUUCCUCCAGGCUCCCGCGGAGGAGGGUGAAAAUGAAAGCGGGCUGUAGCAUCGUGGAAAAGCCAGAAGGAGGUGGAGGGUAUCAGUUUCCUGAUUGGGCCUAUAAAACAGAGUCCUCCCCAGGCUCCCGGCAGAUCCAGCUGUGGCACUUCAUCCUGGAGUUGCUGCAGAAGGAAGAGUUCCGCCAUGUCAUCGCCUGGCAGCAGGGAGAGUACGGGGAGUUUGUCAUCAAGGACCCAGACGAGGUGGCCCGCCUCUGGGGCCGCAGGAAGUGCAAACCACAGAUGAAUUAUGACAAGCUGAGCCGGGCCCUCAGAUACUAUUACAACAAGAGGAUCCUUCAUAAAACAAAAGGGAAAAGGUUUACUUAUAAAUUUAACUUUAACAAGCUGGUGACGCCCAACUACCCGUUCAUCAACAUUCGGUCAAGUGGUGUGGUUCCCCAGAGUGCACCACCAGUUCCAACAGCCUCUUCCCGGUUCCAUUUCCCACCUCUGGACACUCAUUCUCCAACUAGUGACGUGCAGCCGGGGCGGUUCUCUGCUAGCUCCCUAACUGCUGGUCAGGAGUUGAGUAAUGGCACUGAUAGAAAGGCGGAGCUUUCGGAGCUGGAGGAUGGCUCAACCGCUGACUGGCGCCGGGGUGUGGAUCUCAUGUCCUCCCGGAAUGCUGUUGGUGGAGGAGGGAUUGGCCAUCAGAAACGCAAGCCUGACAUCAUGCUUCCUCUGUUCAGUAGGCCAGGGAUCUACCCUGACCCCCAUAGUCCCUUUGCUGUCUCUCCAAUCCCUGGCCGAGGAGGUGUCCUUAAUGUUCCCAUUUCACCAGCCCUCUCCCUGACUCCCACUAUCUUCUCCUAUAGCCCAUCACCAGGCCUGAGCCCUUUCACCAGCAGCAGUUGCUUUUCCUUCAACCCUGAGGAAAUGAAACACUACCUUCAUUCUCAAGCCUGUUCUGUGUUCAACUACCAUCUGAGUCCCCGGACAUUUCCCCGUUACCCAGGGCUCAUGGUUCCACCACUGCAGUGCCAAAUGCAUCCUGAAGAGUCAACCCAGUUUUCUAUCAAGCUGCAGCCCCCACCAGUUGGGCGCAAGAACCGGGAGAGGGUAGAGAGCAGGGAGGAGUCAGCACCUGUCACUGCUCCCACCAUGGCGCCUGUGCCCCCAAGAAUUAAGGUAGAGCCAACCUCUGAAAAGGAUCCUGAGAGUCUCAGGCAAUCAGCCCAAGAGAAGGAGGAGCACUCUCAAGAGGGCACAGUGCCAAGCAGGACCAUAGAGGAGGAAAAAGGCACCAUCUUUGCCCGCCCAGAGGCACCACCUAUCUGGUCCUCUGUACCCAUUAGCACACCAAGUGAAGAACCCCUAGAAGUGACUGAAGACAGUGAAGAUAGGCCUAGCAAAGAGCCCAGUGCGCCUGAGAAGAAAGAAGAUGCCCUGAUGCCCCCCAAGCUUCGAUUGAAGCGGCGCUGGAAUGACGACCCUGAAGCCCGAGAGCUGAGAAAGGAUGGCAAGUUCCUCUGGAAUGGGUCAGGACCACAGGGCUUGGCGACGGCAGCUGCUGAUGCUUAGAAUUGCAAGUGGAUUGGGAGCUGUUUAUACUAUAAUCAUAUACAUGUAUUUAUGUAGCAAGAUUUCGGGGCGGGGGGGAGGGCAUUAGCUGGUUUGAUCAUUCUAGGAGCAUAGACUUGUAUUUUUAUGUUUUGGGAAUGGGAUUGGGCAUCUUCUGUUGUAAAUUAGGUGAGACAUGAACACACUUUUUUUCCUGGUGAGGACACAGGAAGGGUAUUGAACUGAAAGGAGAAAGGGCCUCUAUUUCCUAUUGAGGCUAAUACUUUCUGAACAAACUCCCAAAGGGCCAAGACACUGUUUGGUCCCAUGAUGUUCAGGUUCCAGACUUCUUUCUUUUCUACUGUAUUUAUAUAUAGGAAAGCCAUUAAUGAGUUUAUUUUGCUCUGAGAGUUACAUAUAAAGGGGAAAGGGCAUGGUUGGGAGGCGAAAGACCAUUAAUACUCAGUAUUUGCCUGAGAUGUUUCUUUGUAAUUAUUUCAGGGGGAGAAUAAGAUAUUCUCAUCUUACUGGGGUAGGGCGAUUGGGGUGUUCAGAUGUUGCUUUUUUUUCUUUUUUCCUUUGUUGUUUGGCAUUUUUUUCUUUUCCUCUAAAAAAUAUUUUCAGGAAACAUGAAACAUACUGCCAGUUAGAGUGGAGCAGGCACUGAGCCUGGCUACAUGGUUGAGACAGGAAGCCCUGCUGUGAAUUUCUUGGACUUUUCACCUUCACCUAUUAAGAAGCCAUGAGGAGUUGUAAACUCUUAUUCAGGGAAGAAAGAAGAGGGCAGGAGGAAGUAACCCAACGCCUUUACAAACAAAAACAAACGCAAAAAUAUCCUUUAUUUUUCCUUUUCCAUCAUGGGUCUGGGGAGCCAAACCAGAAUAUGGCUGUAGCGAGUUCACUGAAAGGCAUGACACUGGUAAAGAUGUGUUUUUGUUGUCUGGCUCUGUUAGCAUUUUCUUCAGUCAAGCCUUAACAAUGAACAUACUUUAACAUGAUACGGGUCUGUCAAAAUAAACCUAUAAAAGGACAUGAACAACUUUUCAGAUAAUCCAAGAAUUUUAAAGCAUGAUUAAAGUUUGAGCUAAUAUUUAGUCAUCCUCUCUAGAUGUUAUUGGGAUGGAUAGUAAAAAGGCAGGAUUAUAGGAAUGAAAGACAGAUGAUACCUGGAAAUGCAGAAGGUAGCUGGGGGUACAAGUGGAGGUUUAUUGAACCUGAAGGAAUAGUUAGAUAAAGAAAGCAACCAGAUGUCAAAAGGCCUGAUAUGAAUGAAAGUUGGUGUUUGUCCCGUUGUGGCAUUACCAUUCUUGCCAUACCAUUUCCCUAGCCCAGAGGUCAGCAAACCGAGGCUCGCAAGCCCCAUGCGGCUCUUUGGCCCUGUGGCAUGGGCCACGAAGUUUCAAUCGCGCUGUACGUGUGCGCCCGCACGUGGUAUUUUGUGGAAGAGCCACACUCAAGGGGCCAGUUUGCCGACCACUGCCCUAGCCCAUUCUAAUACUCAUGAUCAAUUGACUAUCCUAUAUGAGACUCCAGUUUACAGACAAUGAGGAAUUGUUCCAUCAACUUCAAAGGAAUGGGGAAGUACUGAUUUUCUAGGAAGGGAAAGGAACCUGGACUAGAGGCAGAGAGAAGCCACAGCCAGCUCUGUAUGCAUGUGCCCAUGUAACUAGUAUGUGGAAACAGCUAACUGUGGCUCAAAACACCUGGCAGCAGGGAGAGAAGGAACUCCAUAUCGGAUAGGGGCAAGGAGUGGGCACAGGGAUGCUGUCGAGGAAUGGAGAAAUUCCUGACUCCAGCUUAACCUACGUGAGCUCUUCCAAGAAGCACUGGAGGGUUGUCUUUCAAUGUUGGCAGGUGGUUGUUCUUUUUUAAAGGAGAGCAUGCGUGAGGGGCUCAGGGAAGGUUAGAGCAGGUGAGUGAGUGACUAGGUGGUUUGGGAUGACGAGCCCAUCAUGCAGAUUUUGGGGGUAAGUGCCCUCCCCCUUGUUUAAUUCAAAUUCCAUGAGUAACCUGUCUUUCCCUGGGAAAGGGACUGACAAAGCAGUCCCUACGGACUCAGGCUUUGGUCAGGCUGCAUAGGGCUCCCUGUUCAGGGUAUCUUUGAUUGGUUAUGUUUUUGUCAGUUACUUUCUCUGCACCUCAACUUACCUCUAAUCGGAAAGCAAGCCCGGGCAUGUGGAGGAGGUAUGUCUUCUUGUCAUUGCCCAAUCUAACCAGGGAGGCUGGCUGGCCACCCUCCCUGUCCACUAGAGGGGAGAGCCAGCAGGUAUCGGUAUUAACUCAGGAAUAGAAACAUGAGGCCUUUAAAUAAGAGGGAAAGAAAUCCAUGUUGCAUACCUGUGACCCCCUAGAACCCAAGUGCCAGAAUUCCUAGAUGCUGCUUCUGUUUGAACAAAAAGUCACUGCUUUUACACUUGAAAAAAAAAAACACUCAAAAAAUGUUCAAGUCCAUGAAAAUGUUUUUGGCUUUAAGAAAUUAUUUGGUGUUUAACUGUUUCCUUUGAUGGCCAUUCCACCAGUAAAUUGUUGGUCAAUUUGCACUGCACACUGGGGUUGGGGUGGAGGGGAGGGUCCUUUAUAAUAGAGCCAAACUUGGGCUUGCUCAGGAAGUGGACCAGGGAAUGUGGAGGUGGGUCAUUCCUGGGGUGAAGGGGUGGGAGUUACUUUUUCUCCCCCCAGCCUGCUCCUGGCAGCACCUGUCACCAGCCUGGCACAAAGCCAGCCUUUACUUUUCUGUGAGCAUCUUAUCACUGUCCAACAGCAGAUAGAAAAAAGGGGGGUGAAACCAGACCUAUUUUCUCCCUCAGUUUUUCUGGAUUUUGCUGUGCCAAAUGUUUAAAACUUUACAAAUACGAAUCUUGAAGUCUUAUUAAUCAAGAAUUUGUGCAGACAGUUUGCUUUUUUUUGACUGUUGAAAAGAGAGAAUAGUAGAGGUCAAUCUUAAACAAUUCACCAAUCCCUUCACCCCCACAUUUUCAAGCUGCACUGCAUUAAACCCAACUCACUAACACAGGGAAUUGCUGCACCCUAGUCCUCCGUGGGCCAAGAAACUCAGAAGCAUUAAAAAUAUAGUUGUAUUUCACUUCUCACCAAGUGGGUAGAGUGCGUUGGCUAUUUGUCCCCCUUUUUUAAAAAAUCUCCCUAAUUAUGUUUGUGCUUUUUGUUUUAUAAACAGUAAAGAAAUUUUAAUUCUGUUAAAGAGAACUUUGAUCCAGUCUUUUAAGAACUGUUCCAUUUUUAGUUACUUGUUGGAAAAAAAAAGUUACCAUUUAAUUUGUUUUUAAAUAUUUAGGCAUUAUUUGAGUUAUAAAAUUGUGAUGCAGGGAAUUGUGAGAUAUUCACAUGUGAAAAAUGACUUCACUAGUUAGCUUAAGCAGAAUAAAGUGUGUAUAUGUACAUAAAAUGUAAGUAAUCUUAACUCCAUUGUGCAGUGCCUUUUAGAUGUUCCGCUUUCUAUAAAGUCUUCAAAUUUUUGCAUAUAUAUUAUAUAUAUGAUGUAAUGUUAUAGAAAUAUAUGUAUAAUAUACAUAUUUUUUUCCAGGGGUAUCUGAUAGCUCUGUAUUUUGUUAUGGAAGUUGAAAGAAAAAAGUAUUUUACCUCAGAAAUUAAAGUUAAAUAAAAAAAAUACUUUUAAA